UAAUGUCCCACCAAUUUUCCGGGAUCCUUCCGCAUUCGGCAGGUUUAUCUAAAUUAACUCUCAUUUGACAUUAGCACUACCAUCAUCACUCGAUAGUAUAUUCAAAUUGGACAUAGAGUGAUGCAUGUUUGUUGGGUGUAUCUCUGCUAUCAGCCGCCUUUAUUCAGCACUUUCCGAUGAUUUUUCACUAUGGUGUGUGUUUGAGAAAAGGCAUUUCUGAACCUUGAAUGGAGAUUCAGUUUUGUAAUUGAAUUAUGGCUUCAUCUAGCUAGGUUGUAGCCAAGCUUGUGAAGAUUCAUCGGCUCUGCCCUUCCAAACGAAAUGGGACUAGUUUUGCUAACAUUGUGCUUGCUUGUGGAAUCUGCUGCCUCUGGCUUGUUGGAUCAUGAAACGGAUUGUGGCAAGUACCAUGUUAGUAACUCAAAUGAUCCUAGUCGCCAACUCUUCUAUAUCAACGGCAAAUUGGUAGAGCGGUAUUUAUUCUGCAAGGCUAUGCGCAAUCAUCACGAGAGACAAUGCUUUGUUCAGGACAAUAUCAGAAACAAGUAUUGCCAGUCAUUAGAGAAACUGCCUUUGCUGUCUGGCAGAAAAUCCCUCCACGCUGUUGCUAGAGACGGAUAUAGUGAGAUUGAUUCUGAUAAAAUAACUUUGGGUGGAAAGGAUAAAUAUGACAAUCCUAUAUCAAAACCGAAAAUGCUAGCCAUGGCAGCGCCGGCUUUCUUUCUUUUGUGUUGUACUUUAGUCUGUCCGUGCUUUCAGGCAAGGAAAAAGGAUUCUGGUCAUACUCUCUCCAGGGAACCAAAUUCAACUGAUGCAUUUACAUCUUUAGAAAUGAAUCCUAUACUUGAAAAGAUUGUUGGCAGCCCACAAAGAGUUCCGCCGAGCCCCUUGAGAGUGCCCCCAAGUCCUUCAAGAUUUUCAAUGUCUCCGAAACUCAAUAGGCUCGGAUCUGUUCGUUUAAAUAUGCACCAAGUUUUGAAGGCGACCCAAAACUUUUCAUCUUUAUUAAAAAUAGGUGAAGGAGGGUAUGGAACUGUUUACAGGGGCGAACUACCAGAUGGCCAGGUUGUAGCUAUCAAACGAGCAAGAAAGGAGCAUUUUGAAGCUCUGCGAACUGAGUUCCGAAGUGAAGUCGAACUUCUAGCUAAAAUCGAGCAUCGCAACCUAGUGAAGCUUCUAGGUUAUCUUGAAAAAGGAAACGAACGCCUGAUCAUCACGGAGUAUGUUCCCAAUGGUACCCUUAGGGAGUAUUUAGACGGUAUCAAGGGAAAGAUAUUGGAUUUCAAUCAGCGACUUGAGAUUGCCAUCGAUGUUGCUCAUGGCUUAACGUAUCUCCAUCUAUAUGCCGAGAAGCAGAUAAUCCACAGGGACGUUAAGUCCUCUAACAUUCUGCUGACGGAGAGCUUGAGAGCCAAAGUCGCAGAUUUUGGAUUUGCUAGGCUGGGAGACGACACAGAGAAAACUCACGUAUCGACCAAAGUAAAAGGGACAGUGGGUUACCUCGAUCCCGAGUAUAUGAAGACGUAUCAACUUACGACAAAGAGCGAUGUGUACUCGUUCGGGAUACUGCUUAUAGAGAUAUUAACCGGGCGUCGGCCCGUGGACCCCAGAGGAGCGCCAGAUGAGAGGGUGACUGUGAAAUGGGUUUUUCGCAAGUACAACGAAGGGAGAUUCUGGGAGAUGGUGGAUCCUCUGCUACAUGAGAAGAUAGGCAAGGAGAUAUUGGAGAAGAUGUUUGGUUUGGCUAUCCAGUGCGCUGCACCAACACGAGCGGAUCGGCCGGAUAUGAAAGCCGUGGGAGAGCAGUUGUGGGGGAUUAGAAUGGACUACUUCAAGAGUGAGAGAAGAUAGUGAACGUAAGUUGUGCUGUGUUGAUGCUUUGUUUGCUGCUCAAUCACUAUUCUUAUAGAGUUUCAUGCAUCAAUUUCAUUCA
Salvia hispanica is the source of this 1933-nucleotide messenger RNA. RefSeq names its product calmodulin-binding receptor-like cytoplasmic kinase 3. NCBI's taxonomy places the organism in Eukaryota, Viridiplantae, Streptophyta, Magnoliopsida, Lamiales, Lamiaceae. Gene Ontology annotation, molecular function: protein kinase activity; ATP binding. Gene Ontology annotation, biological process: protein phosphorylation. The record is from RefSeq and is a predicted model, not a curated record.